Messenger RNA from Hordeum vulgare subsp. vulgare (domesticated barley), 2447 nucleotides. RefSeq lists its product as uncharacterized. Lineage: Eukaryota; Viridiplantae; Streptophyta; Magnoliopsida; Poales; Poaceae. Bases 316 to 2088 code for a protein of 590 amino acids. Gene Ontology annotation, biological process: vegetative to reproductive phase transition of meristem. The transcript is spliced from 10 exons. The record is from RefSeq and is a predicted model, not a curated record.
CGAGAGCACAGUCUUGUUGAUGCGUAUGGAUCCAAAGUGGCGCAAGUCAUAGGAAUUUUCCGUUGGCGUUGAAGCUCUUUGAGAUGUGCUGCAGGGCAGGGAGACGAGACAGGUGUGCCCACCAUGGCCUUUCGAGUAAAGAAUUUGGGAGCGCCCCAUGCAGAGCACAACGUGGCGCGCCACGGCAGCUCCACAGCACGCCGCUCGGGACUCUCACCUGCCGACAGGGACCCCCGGCGUCUUCCUUUUCCUUCUUCCCUUUCUCUGGGUUGUUUCAGGGCAGAGAGGAGGCAACUGGUUGGCUGCUGCUGAUCCAUGAACGUCCCGGUGGGCUUCCUCGCCAAGCUCUGGAGCCUCGCGUCGUUCCUGCCAUUCUUCCUCCUCCUCCUGCUACUCGGCUCCGCCAAAGCUCUUCUGAUCGGUCCGGUCGUCGUCGCCAUUGUUUUCCUCGGUGAUUCGGCCGUCAUCGUCGGCCUGUGGCCUGCGCAUUUCGUCUGGACGUACUGCUGCGUGCUCACCACGAAGCGAAUCGGGCCGGUUCUGAAGAUCCUUGCCGUGGUAUUCCUGCCACUGCCGUUGCUCCUGUUGCCGGUGCUUGGCAUUGCGGGGAGCCUUCUGGUCGGUAUUGGCUAUGGCGUUUUCGUUCCCCUCAUGGCGACUUUCGAGGCUGUUGGCGAGGGCGUCGCGGACAAGCUCUCUCAUUGCUUUUUGGAUGGUACUGCUAGCACAAUAAGGGGAGCUUGUGUGGUGGUGCGUGAUGUUACCGACUUCUGCUUCCACUCCUACUUCUCCUUCAUGGACGAGCUUUCCGAGAAAAUGGGGGAUGACGAAGAACCUAUUGACAUCAAGUUGUCUUAUCUACCGCGGAGCUUCCUUGUUGCGCUGGUUGCCGUUCCUCUGGAUGUAUUGAUGAUUACUGGGGUGGCAUUGUGGAAAAGCCCCUGCAUGUUGUUGAAAGGAUGGCAAAGACUCUGCGAGGAUCUAGUUGGGAGGGAAGGGCCUUUUCUAGAGACUGUUUGUGUCCCUUUCGCUGGUUUGGCCAUUGUAUUGUGGCCACUUGCCGUCAUCGCGGGAGUGAUCGCAUCAUUUCUUAGCAGCUUCUUUUUUGGCCUCCAUGCUGGAUUGGUUGCUUAUCAGGAGGCUUCAUUUCAAAUGGGACUAUCAUACAUGAUCUCUGCAGUAGCAUUGUAUGAUGAAUACACAAAUGAUCUUCUUUAUUUGAGAGAAGGUUCUUGUUUGCCAAGGCCCAAGUACCGGAAAGCGGGUUCUGCGAAGCAUGAGACCGGUCGGGACAAAGAUGAGCACAACGUUACAGCUGCAUGUGCAGAGAAGCAACAUCAAGGCCAGCGGAAGCAUAGGAGGGUUCUACACCGGUCAAAGACAUUCAUGGAAACUAUCCAACGACUAAGACCUAUUCAAAUAUGGGAUUGGCUCUUCCGAUCUUGCGAGAUAAAUGGAAGGAUACUACUGGGCGAGGGACUGAUUAGUUCUGAAGAUAUAGAGGAAUUUAUAACCAAAGGAAAGGGGAAGAAGUUGAGCAUAAAACUACCUGCCUGGUGCAUUCUUCACUGUCUGAUACGAUCCGCGAAACACGACUCGCACGGUUUGCUCAUAUCUGAUGAUGUUGAGGUGACCAACUUCAAUUGGCCAAAGGACAAAGUGUUCGACUGGAUGCUCGGACCACUGCUGGUUCUGAAGGAGCAGAUGAAGAAACUGGAGCUCACCGAAGACGAGGAGCUGUGCUUGCAGAAACUCGUCAUGACGAACGCGAACGAGAAACCGUCGGAUUGGGAUGACUGCGGUUUCCCGUCAAGCGACGGCGUGAAGAGAGCUCAGCUACAGGCGAUCAUCAGAAGGUUGCAAGGGAUCGUCGCCAAUAUGUCCCGGAUACCGAGCUUCAGGAGACGGUUCAUGAGUCUGGCCAGGGCGUUGUACCUGGAGGCGAUCGACGCAGGCACCAUUGACGGGUCGCGGAAGGUAGAGCGCAAGGUCAAGGCUGAUAUCGCCUCCGAGAAACUUCAGAGCAGAGAUGUCGGAGAUACGAAGGGUUCAUCAAAUGGGACGUCUGUGGACGUUGACAUGGUUUGAUGAUGCUGUGCUGUGCAAACAUAUUUUUUGCAGAACUCUCUACCUGCUGGGACUUGCAUUAGUUGUUUUAGACGUUAGUGUAUGUCUCUGCUGUCUAAUGCACGGAAACACUGAACGCGUGGAGAAUGCUGGUCGCUGGAUGGCUGUACCUGCUGAGUCUGAUUGCUCUGUUUUUCUUUUCUACCUGCGGGUUCAGAGUAGAAAUUGUAAGUUGAGAAGUCUGAUUGCUCUGUUUUCUUUUCUACCUGCGGGUUCAGAGUAGAAAUUGUAAGUUGAGAGUGAAUGUGCCUUCGUCAUUGGGUACGAAAUCGAAGAUUGUUUCAUGGUAUCAGGGCCGGUCCUGAGAUUCGAAACUAAAA